AUGGAGGCAAAGAAGGACACAGAUAUGGAGCAGUCAUUAUCAUCCAUGGAGUGCCCAUUCUGCGGGUGGACAAGCGAGUGGCGGGAACAUUAUGAGAUGUUGAUGCACAUGGAGCUUUACCACCCUGAGGACGGAAAGAAGUCUCCUUUUGUUCCGGAUGAGGGCCUUCCAAAUCCAGCCAACACGGCAGAGGAUUCUGACGGAGCCGGCAAUGGUUAUGUGCAAUGCCCUCUUGACGAAUGUGAUGAGGUCCUUGUUAGGGACGAGCUGGACUACCACCUGGAGCUGCACUCGGAAGAGGCAGAGGAGAACAAUGUGGCCUCUCGCACACCAACACCAAACCCAUCCGCGCCGCAGGUGGCGGCUGCGGCACCAGCAGGACGGGGCUACCUGCCAGAACCUGAGCUUGUGCCGAGCAGCGACCCCCCAUCCGAGGAAUCCUACGUCGAGAUCCCAAAGUCUAAGCAGCAGCGGGCCAUCGCCGCCUGGAGGAACAUGUUGGCCAUGCCGAGCAAGCGGCGCCCUAAGAAGGCGGACAGCAGCAGCAGCAGCAGCACGCCGCCGGGGGGCACGCCGCCCUCCUCCAGGCCAGCCAACGGCGGCAUCACCAAGAAGGGCCCCGUCAAGCUGGGCAGGGCCGAGCUGGGCCGCUACCACAGCGAGCAGCGCAUGCCGGACUGGCUCGUCGCGCACCUUAAAAAGUACGGGCAGGCCGUCGGGCGGGACGUGAUCCCCGUCAUCGCCCAGCUGCUGGAGCAGUCGCCCACCACCGAGUACGCCUACCUGUGCCACCCGUGCACGUGGCACGUGUCCAAGCUGCGGCGCGAGGGCGGCUUCUGCGGCUACAGGAACAUCCAGACGGUCAGCUCGUACGUCAUCGGGGCCGGCUUCGGGGGCGCGCACCACUUUGGCGGCAAGCUGCCCUCCGUCUUUGACAUCCAGGACUACGUCGAGGCCGCGUGGGACAAGGGCAUCAACAGGCAGGGCCGCAUCGAGACGGGCGGAAUCCUGGGGACGCGCAAGUACAUCGGCACCCCCGAGGCGCAGGCCAUGUUCGUCUCGCUGGGGAUCGCGUGCGAGGCGCAGGGCUUCAAGAACAAGGAGGAGGCCGGCAGGGCCGAGGCGCAGAUGCUGGCGUCGGUGGAGCGCUACUUCCAGCAGGGCGUGUCCGACCCGGCGGAGCGCGUGCGGCGCACCUCGCUGCCGCCCAUCUACUUCCAGCACGCGGGCCACUCGAUGACCAUCGUCGGGAUCGAGCAGCUGCGGGACGGCGGCGGCGUCAACCUGCUCGUCUUCGACCCCAUGUUCCGCGACUCGUCCGUCAUCCUCGAGCGGGUGGGCCAGACCUUCACGUACAAGCACCCCGACCACGCCCUCAAGGCGUACCGGCGCGGGCACAGGUACCUCCGGCGGUACAGGGAGUUUGAGCUGCUGAGGUUGGUCACCAGGGAGACGCGGCCCGUGGGCGGGCCUGUGCCUGUGGCGGGUGGUGGUGCUGGAGUGGCAGGGUCGAUGGUGGCACCGAGCUAG
This is a messenger RNA of Diaporthe batatas, 1530 nucleotides long. RefSeq lists its product as uncharacterized. The coding region runs from base 1 to 1530 and encodes 509 amino acids. The record is from RefSeq and is a predicted model, not a curated record. The transcript has 2 exons. Lineage: Eukaryota; Fungi; Ascomycota; Sordariomycetes; Diaporthales; Diaporthaceae.